CGAAGGAGUCUUCUAGUGAUAGCCAAGCAAAUGGCUAGCGUCACUGGUUCUCUUAGUUCGAAUAUUGCAUCCGCUCCUUUAGCCUCGACGGAGCAGCUCGUCGACGGAUUUCGCGAAAAUUUCAUUUCGCAAUAUUAUUUUGGUACUUUGAUUAUCAUCUGGUGAUAACGUACGCGAGAUAAAUUUUACAAAUUUUUUAAAUAUUAUUUCUCAUUGGAUUUUAGGGUUAAGUUAAAAUCGUCGAAGCCGGCUCGUGUCUGUGAACUUGACAUUGACUUUAGGCAGUGAUUCACUUAACUUGAUCUUGACUGGAAAAUAAUUGAAUGGAGAUCAAACGAAACGUGUAAAACAAUCUACAUUUUAUAGGGAAUAAAAACGGAAGAAAAUUUUGAAUUUUUUUUUUGUUUAUGUAAUUGUGAUAUAUCGUUCAUUAUACGGCGAUACCAUGUCCAUGGCUAUUUGGAUACUGGUGUUCCUGCAUUGUGCCACGAUUUCUGUCUUUGGCUUGACCGCGGAUGAGAUCGAGGCUCAAAGGAGCGGCUGGGAUGUCAGUCCUAAUACGCAAUACCACAUACAAACGGAUGAGGGUCCCGAGCGUUACUUCCGGUUCCAGACACUCAGUGGUCAAUACCGGAAAGAAAAGAGGCUCGAAGAUGGAACAGUCGUUGGUACAGAAGGCUGGCUGGAUCCUCUAGGAUAUUUGAGAAUCAAAGAUUAUGUUGCCGACGAUCAGGGUUUCCGGAUAUUGCGAUCCAAGACAGUCUUCGUCGGCAAGGACAGACCCAUUCAAGAUGCAGUGUCAGUGUCCAAAAAAGUACCAGCUGAUAGUGGAAUUUUGGUGAAACCACAGAGACCACCAAAUCCUUUCAGACAACCAGAAUUGAAAGACGUGCCAAACAGCAUAGAAGCGAACACAGUGACACCUUUGAGAUCAUCUACGACAUCCUUGGAAUCAUCAAAUCAUUAUACAGCUCCAUCGAGUACAGCAGUUCCGUAUACUGCAAGCAUUCCAGAAUCUCAGUACGAAGAUGGCUACCUAAAACCAAAUACGAAUUAUCUAUUACCAGGAUACCAAUUCCAAAGUCCUUACGUCAGUCCGUACAGGAGUCCUUAUCCAUAUCAUAUUCCACCACCAGCUGUACUAGUUCAGCCACCUGUUUACGACGAAAGCAAUGGCCAAGCCAGUCAACAAUUACCUGUGCAAGUUGUGUACCAACCUAACAGUUUAAAUUCCUCAACGCAACAAACCAAUUACAAUCCAGCUGGAUAUCAAGAAGUAACACCAGUACAAAUUCAGAGACCAGGAAUUCCAGGAUCACAGGAAGCUUCAGCCAGAUCUCCUAUUCAAGCAUCAUCUUCAGCAGCUUCCAGUUCUGCAAUAUCUCAACAACUCCCAUUGUACGACGGUGUCCACUCAACCGCCAAUGGUUUCCAGUAUUACUUGAAAUCUCAUUAUCACGAAGAAGAGAAACAGCCGAACGAUAAGAAAGUUGGUUCGUUCGGGUAUGUCGAUCCUUUCGGCAUCCGAAGAGUCAUCUAUUACAGUGCAGAUCCACAAAGUGGAUUUUUACACAAAAAGAACAAUAGAUACGUUGGGUUUAAUGCGAGUCCUUAUGAUCCUUUGCCGCCAUCAUCGCAUUAGAAAGUCAAAUAACAUAAUUUUGAUAUAAUCAAUAAGAUUAGCUAAAUAUUCAGCUAAGCUCUGAUCCUCUAUUUAUUUAGAGGAGUGCCACUUUUUCGGAAUUCCUUAAUUCCACCGACUAUCUUACAUUUAAAAAAAACUUUUUUUAUAACUUUAUAUAUACUCAAAAAGGAAUUCCAUGGAGAUUAACCAGUUAAUCUUUUUUUAUCUUCGUUUCUCGACUUCUACAUGAAAUUCUUGUGUCUGUGAUCUAAAUUAAAGAAACCAGUACAGAUCCGGUCCAUACACAAACAUUAGUGCUUUGGAAUAUGUAUUUACCAGAUUAAACGAAAGCGGACUUUACUUACGAAAUCCUGUCGUAUCGCCACGAAGAGUCUGCGAGUAAAGUCGGACAGGCACAUUAACUGAAGUGCUGCCUUAAAUACGUGGGUGUCAAAAAUCGGACUAGGCCCACGUAUUUUUAUACAGUCCUUAAUAUAAGAUUACUUCCUAAUCGUCUAAUCUCUAAUGUGUGCCUUCUAAUACGUAAAAGGUUUCUCGGUCUAUGUUCAAGGUGGUAAAGCUAAAUCACCAUAAGUAGCGAUCAAGUAUCCAUCCAUUAACAAUUUCUGGGUCAGUCGCACCUCCCAAGACACUGAUUACAGUCCACUGUAUAAAUUAUUGUCAACGUGGACAUGCUAGUUUCUCCUGAUAACUUACUAUUAAGCUAAUGCCCAUUCUGUAUAUGUCCAUUAGACUUCAUCUUGGAUUUAGUACGGAUACUAACACAAAACUAAAUAAUUAGUAAUAAGUAGAAUAACAUUCGAUAUUUAUAAUUGUGGGCUCAUUAUGAAAUUUUAACAAUCAGCACCAUUUUUAAAUUAGCAAAGUUCCAGUCUGGAAUCUAAUUUCGCUAAUGUCUUGCUGUGGCUUAUAAGUAAUGGCAUAUUGUAAAUUUUUUUUAAUGGAAUCGAAUCAUGCAUCUGUUUACCAAUUUUAUAUUGGAUGACUAAUCAGUAUCCUAUUUUGUAAUUGUUAUCGGUUGUGAUCGCAUGGCUAACCGGAUUUGUACCCACGCUUCGUCUCGUAUUCUCUUAUCGCACUAUUAUACUGAUACCAUAUUAUGAGAGAACCGUUAUAGUUUUCGGAACCAGUACCAAUUUUGGCAUGAGUGGAAUCGAUCAAUAUCUAAUUAUUUUUCACGGAAUUAAUUACGCAGUGACAGAUUUUUUUAGAACACUCAUUUACAGGAAUCAAAAACGUUAUGAUCAAGUGAUUAAUUUAAUUAUUCGUAUAAUGAAAUUCUUGAUUACUGUACCUUUGAAUUCGCUCGUUAUUUCAUUAUUCAGAUAAGUUAUUCCAAAUUUCGUAAGUGAAACGCUACCAGGGACAUUUUUUUUAUGAGUUGCUAUUUGCUAUUUUUUUUUAUAAAAAGAAGUCGAGCUACAUUAAUUAGGGUAGAAUUAUCACUGGCUACGAUGGUGGGAAAUAUACUAUUGCCUUAUAUCCGGUUCAAUCGAAAUCUAAUCGUUUCUUUAUGAGAUAAUUAGGUACUACUAAUUUAAGUAUGUAUUGUUGCUAAUAUUAUUAACUAUGACGGCACAGACACUGCCCUGUUGAUCACGGUGAAUUGCACUGUGCACUUCGUAAAGGAUACUCAACACAUCAGUUUUACCUGAAUUUUUGUAACAACUAUAUUGAAUAAUAAUUUUGCAGAUUUGGCAAUGGACCCUGGUCGCAGGGCUGACGAGAAAACGUGCUUGUAAAUAAAUAAAACGAUCGUGUUUUACAAAAAGA
Molecule: messenger RNA, 3418 nt
Organism: Cephus cinctus (wheat stem sawfly)
Lineage: Eukaryota; Metazoa; Arthropoda; Insecta; Hymenoptera; Cephidae
Exons: 4
Coding region: 446-1642 (398 amino acids)
Cellular component (GO): chitin-based extracellular matrix
Molecular function (GO): structural constituent of chitin-based larval cuticle
Source: RefSeq, a predicted model, not a curated record